Messenger RNA from Peronospora matthiolae, 318 nucleotides. NCBI's taxonomy places the organism in Eukaryota, Oomycota, Peronosporomycetes, Peronosporales, Peronosporaceae. The record is from the annotation of a GenBank genome assembly.
AUGCGUGCAGCCGUGGAGAGUACCUCUCACACCUCAGCAGCAGGGAAUUCGUCGCCUGUUGUUGUGAAUCCUCCACGUGGUGAGUCACCACGUGCGACAGGUACAUCCGUUGCAUCUGCCGCGGGUACCACGAGUCGUAAUCAAGAUGAGUCUGGGAUAGAGCUCAUCAAUUCUGGCCAGUUGGAUGAUUCAUCCGACUCGAAGGCGACUCCUCACGUCUCGGGAUCACCCGGGGCGGACGCUGGAAGAGCCAGGCUGACUGGCUCUGGUCAGCGCGGCAGCAUUAGACCGAGAUCUUUGGAUCGAGUGAUUCUAUGA